AACCUGAUUCAGGGUGAACAAAUCCUGGAGGAACUUCUCCAAUUAGCCCAGCGUGGCGUCGCCGUCCGAAUUGCCGUCAGCCGCCCGUCUUCAAAAUCGCCCCUGAACGAUCUCCAAGUGCUGGAGCGGAGUGGUGCCGCGGUGCGCGUCGUUGAUAUGCCGCAGCUCACCGGUGGCGUGCUGCACACCAAGUUUUGGCUCGUUGACGGCACCCACCUCUACAUUGGGAGCGCCAACAUGGACUGGAGGUCGUUGACCCAGGUGAAGGAGCUUGGCGCCGCUGUCUACAACUGCAGCUGCUUGGCCAAAGAUUUAGGCAAAAUUUUUGAAGCUUAUUGGGCUCUUGGCGUUCCCGGCGCUUCCAUUCCGGUACCGUGGCCGGCAAAUUAUUCCACCACCUUCAACAUGGAGACGCCGUUGGAGUUGAAGCUCAAUGACACCGAUGCCGCUGUCUACUUCUCGAGCUCCCCGCCGCCUCUCUGUGCCGCCGGUCGGACCCAAGAUCUUGGCGCCCUCCUCAGCGUCAUCGAUGCUGCCGAGGACUUCAUCGACAUCGCGGUGAUGAGCUACCUACCCACCACCGAAUUCUCCCACCCCCAAAGAUUUUGGCCGGCGAUCGAUAACCGGCUGCGGAAAGCCAUCUUUGAACGCCGGGUCAAGGUUCGGCUGUUGGCGGGUUGUUGGCGGCACAGCCAAGUGACCAUGUUCCCCUUCCUCAAAUCCCUCGCCGCCGUCGCCGACAAUCGGACCCGCUACAGCGGGGAGGGGGGACCCGUGAUGGGGGGCGCCGGGGACACGGGGCGCCAGAGACCCCCAGCAUCCAGGGACCUGGGGGACACAAAGCACCCAAGGGACUCCGAGCACCCGGUGUCCCAGAGCACCCGUGCCCAGGAGCUCCUGGUUCCCACGCCAGCGCCCCCCACCCCGUGGCCGUACCUCGGUGUGGGGUGA
Egretta garzetta (little egret) is the source of this 951-nucleotide messenger RNA. It is a transcript of the gene PLD3, whose product is annotated as phospholipase D family member 3. The record is from RefSeq and is a predicted model, not a curated record. Lineage: Eukaryota; Metazoa; Chordata; Aves; Pelecaniformes; Ardeidae. The transcript is spliced from 6 exons. Gene Ontology annotation, molecular function: catalytic activity. The annotation marks the transcript as partial.